GAAACUCCGAAGCGAGAAGCACGCCAGGAAAGAUUAGUUAUAUAAUACUAUAAAUUGUUGCUGUUGCCAUCUCCCUCCACCUCAGUAACCGUCAGCCUGGAGGAGAAGAGAGAAGCGGUUAUCCACGGCCCGAGUAUGGCUAGUGGCAUGAUUUUGGCUGGCCUAGGCCUGGCCACUGUGGGCUUUGGCGCUCGCUUUGUUCUUCGCACAAUGCCCAACUUGGGAAAGAAGAUGGCUGAUGCAGUUACCAACAUGCCAAAGCUGGAUAGUAAGAGUCUGGCUAACAGUCGAUAUUACAAAGGAGGAUUUGAACCCAAGAUGACAAAGAGAGAAGCUGCUCUAAUUUUAAACAUUUCCCCUAAUGCCAACCAGCAGAAAGUUAGAAUGGCUUACAAGAAGAUGAUGCUGACAAACCACCCAGACAGAGGAGGAUCUCCAUACAUUUCAGCCAAGCUCAGCGAAGCAAAAGAUCUCUUGGACAAAUAAAUACACCCCAGAAUGCAAACUUUGCCUUCCCUCAUAGCUAAAAGUUUACUCAUAUACCUGUUGUUGCAUUAGAUUUUACUAGUACAAAACCAAGGUACUUGGAUAAGGGGGAUGUGGGAUCAAUUCAUAGUAACUGGCUGCAAUACAUAACUUGUGUUAUACUGAUGGCAAUGACAUAUUUGGAUAUAUAAUUGAUAAUGUCAAGUGACUGAUUAUAUCAUAAACAUUAGAUCAUGUUCAUUCAGUCAUUUAAGUGUUCUGUGAUUCUACAUACAGCAGUGUUAUAUUGUAAAGAUAACAUUCUCAUUGAUUAUGGUUGAAGAUAAAAUGUUUUCAUAAUAUGACCUGAAUUUACAGUAACUUGUAUGUUAUUAGCACAUGCUGAAGACAUCAGACUGGAUCUCCAGAUGAAAUGUUGAAAUUGAAAUAUUGGUGUUAUAAGGUUUGAAAUGUAGUUCCAGAUGUUUAUUGUAUGCAAUGGGUAAAUGUUUAUUAAAGGGAUAAAAUAUCUUGAUAUUACAUUUCACUUUUAUGUUAAAAUGUAAUUGUAAAUAUAUUUUUAGAUAUAUUUA
Molecule: messenger RNA, 1058 nt
Organism: Penaeus chinensis
Lineage: Eukaryota; Metazoa; Arthropoda; Malacostraca; Decapoda; Penaeidae
Product: mitochondrial import inner membrane translocase subunit TIM14-like
Exons: 4
Coding region: 136-486 (116 amino acids)
Biological process (GO): protein import into mitochondrial matrix
Cellular component (GO): PAM complex, Tim23 associated import motor
Molecular function (GO): ATPase activator activity
Source: RefSeq, a predicted model, not a curated record